Molecule: messenger RNA, 1850 nt
Organism: Miniopterus natalensis
Lineage: Eukaryota; Metazoa; Chordata; Mammalia; Chiroptera; Miniopteridae
Source: RefSeq, a predicted model, not a curated record
AGGUUGGCUGCCCCGCGGGUCGGUGAGGGCGCGAGGUAGAUGCUGAACCGCCCCGGCAGCUGAGGGCAGGCCGAGCCCCCAGACGCCACAGAGCUUGAAGGACUGCGCGGUGGGAGCCCCGCACUGCGCCCGGCCCCCUGGAUCCGUCGGGGCACCUCCACCCGGCUGUUAGCAUGAUGUCUUACCUCAAACAACCUCCAUAUGGCAUGAACGGGCUGGGCCUGGCAGGGCCCGCCAUGGACCUCCUGCACCCGUCUGUGGGAUAUCCGGAUGGGCUUUCUUUUGCCACGUCUCCGCUCAGGGCCUGCCAGGGGCCUGCCAGAGUCCUCUGGCGCGGGUCCUCGUGGCCACCGCUGACCCCAGGCGCCCCCGCGUGUCCCCUCAGCCACCCCUCGGAAGCAGCGGCGGGAGCGCACCACCUUCACGCGCUCGCAGCUGGACGUGCUCGAGGCGCUCUUCGCCAAGACUCGCUACCCUGACAUUUUCAUGCGGGAGGAGGUGGCGCUCAAGAUCAACCUGCCGGAGUCCAGAGUCCAGGUCUGGUUCAAGAACCGUCGCGCCAAAUGCCGCCAGCAGCAGCAGAGCGGGGGCGGGACAAAGAGCCGCCCGGCCAAGAAGAAGUCGUCGCCGGUGCGGGAGAGCUCCGGCUCCGAAAGCAGCGGCCAGUUCACGCCGCCCGCCGUGUCCAGCUCCGCGUCGUCCUCCAGCUCGGCUUCCAGCACCUCCGCCAAUCCGGGGGCGGCAGCGGCUGCAGGCCUGGGAGGGAACCCGUCGGGAGCAGUGCCGUCGUCCUUGAGUACGUCCGCCGCUUCGUCCAUCUGGAGCCCGGCCUCCAUCUCUCCAGGCUCGGCGCCCGUGUCCGUGUCGGUGCCCGAGCCUUUGGCCGCACCUAGCAACGCGUCGUGUAUGCAGCGCUCGGUAGCCGCUGGAGCGGCCUCGGCCGCAGCCUCUUACCCCAUGUCCUACGGCCAGGGCGGCAGCUACGGCCAGGGCUACCCCGCGCCCUCCUCUUCGUACUUCGGCGGCGUGGACUGCAGCUCCUAUCUGGCGCCCAUGCACUCGCACCACCACCCGCACCAGCUCAGCCCUAUGGCACCAUCCUCCAUGGCGGGCCACCACCACCACCACCCCCACGCGCACCACCCCCUGAGCCAGUCCUCAGGCCACCACCACCACCACCACCACCACCACCACCAGGGCUACGCCAGCUCGGGGCUCGCCUUCAACUCUGCCGACUGCUUGGAUUACAAGGAGCCUGGCGCCGCCGCGGCUUCCUCUGCGUGGAAACUCAACUUCAACUCGCCCGACUGCCUGGACUAUAAAGACCAAGCCUCAUGGCGGUUCCAGGUAUUGUGAGCCCUGGAGUGGGAGAGGAAGAGAAACGAAACUACCUGCGCCCUCCGUGGUCCCCAUCCUGUUGCUGCUGCUGCACCACCCGCCUUUGCCUCGGCUUCUCCAGACCUGAUUUUCAUGCCCCUAAAAGAUGCCCAUUGCCUGCACUGCCGCCCUCAUCUUCAUGCCCCUUGCUGGGGUUGGGGCUGUGGGUGGGGUGGGGUGCAAACCCGCCCACCCCUUGGAUGAGGGGACUGGUGCUUUGGCUUGGCCCACAGGUCCUAUGCGGGAGAGCUAUGCGCUCUCCUCUUCAACCCCUACCGAACUCCUAAAUCACCCUCUCCCCGGCUUUCGGGACAGUUAGUAUGCACUUGCAGCCUUCGGAGGCUCGUCGCUCUGACCGGCUGUCUGAGCCCUACACUUUUAUUUAUUCUUUCUUGGACACUGGAGUCACUAACUGGCAUGCGUCUGCCCGCUGGAGCGCACCCACACUCCGCUCCCAGACAACCGCCAAGCAU